Molecule: messenger RNA, 2356 nt
Organism: Condylura cristata (star-nosed mole)
Lineage: Eukaryota; Metazoa; Chordata; Mammalia; Eulipotyphla; Talpidae
Gene: CCR2
Product: chemokine (C-C motif) receptor 2
Exons: 2
Coding region: 62-1180 (372 amino acids)
Biological process (GO): chemotaxis; positive regulation of monocyte chemotaxis; blood vessel remodeling
Cellular component (GO): cytoplasm; membrane
Molecular function (GO): C-C chemokine receptor activity
Source: RefSeq, a predicted model, not a curated record
CCUUUGAAAUUGAGAAGCAGAAGUUUAAAUUCCUGCAGCUAUUACUUGCUUGGGCAGGGAGAUGACAGGUAACAUGAUCACCCAGUUGAACUACGUGCUGUCCACAGCCACUGCUCUGUUGACAAUGAAUAGUGCAGGGGACAAUGAGGAAAUCACCACUGAUUUUGUAUACGAAGAGGACAGUGAACCCUGCCGGAAAACCUCCGUGAAACAGAUCGCAGCUGCGCUCCUGCCUCCGCUCUACUCCCUGGUAUUCAUCUUUGGUUUUGUGGGUAACAUCCUGGUCGUCCUCACCCUGAUAAACUGCAAAAAGCUGAAGAGCAUGACUGACAUCUACCUGCUCAACCUGGCCAUCUCCGACCUGCUGUUCCUCCUCACCAUCCCGUUCUGGGCCCAUCACGCGGCAAAUGAGUGGGUCUUUGGGGACGUGAUGUGUAAGCUCUUCACAGGCCUGUAUGACAUCGGCUAUUUCGGUGGGAUCUUCUUCAUCAUCCUCCUGACGAUCGACCGGUACCUGGCUAUUGUCCAUGCUGUGUUUGCUUUAAAGGCCAGGACGGUCAGUUUUGGGGUGGGAACAAGUGUGGUGACCUGGAUGUUGGCUGUGCUCGCCUCUCUCCCGGGAAUCCUCUUCACCAGGUCCCAAAAAGAAGAUGAUAGUUUCUCCUGUGGCCCAUAUUUCCCAUCAGGAUGGAAGAAUUUCCAUACAGUAAUGAGGAGCAUCUUGGGCCUGGUCCUGCCACUGCUUGUCAUGAUCAUCUGCUACUCGGGAAUCCUGAAAACCCUGCUGCGGUGUCGGAAUGAGAAGAAGAAGCACAAGGCCGUGAGGCUCAUCAUCGCCAUCAUGAUAGUGUACUUUCUCUUCUGGACUCCCUACAACAUCGUCCUUCUCCUGGACACCUUCCAGGUGUCCUCUGGCCUGAGUAACUGCCAGAGCACCAGCCACCUGGACCAAGCCAUGCAGGUGACGGAGACGCUCGGCAUGACACAUUGCUGCAUCAACCCCAUCAUCUACGCCUUCAUCGGGGAGAAGUUCAGAAACUACCUCUUUAGGUUUUUUCGAAAGCACAUCGCCAAACACCUCUGCAAACAGUGUCCAGUUUUCUAUAGGGAGACAGCCGAUCGAGUGAGUUCCACAUAUACGGCAUCCACUGGGGAGCAGGAGGUCUCAGCUGGCUUGUAAAUGAGCAGCAGUUUAUUUGUUCUCUUAAAGGGAGCUAAGAAUCUAUAUAUAAUAGUAAGUCUCAAGAUUUUGUUGAAGAACAGAGACCUGUGCUUUCGAAAUUGCCCAAGAACCUCAGGGUUAUAUGUAACAAGACAUAAACUUUCUUGCAUAAACAGCAUGUGCUCAGGGAACAUUCCAGAACAAUGGUGGGUAGAGACUUUGACCCUCCACCAUGCUCAAUUCCUGGAAUAUGCCACAUUGCUUUGCACUAAUGCUCUAGUGCAUCUAAUGUCCAGUCUUCAUCAAGUCUUCACUUCUCUCUGGUUUGAUCGAUGCCUUUAAGGAAGAGCUCAGUUGGAAGUGGGGAAGAGAAUGAGAGGCAUGAGGGUGAGGCAAGAGGGUGAGGAGUGUCGGCCAAGUGUAAGGAGCAGGGAGGCCUGAGAACAACGAGCCUAAAAGAAGUACUGCCCUAAGCCUGUCCCCCACCCAUACUUAAAUCUGUAGACAUCAGCAGGGUGCAAGAGCUUGGAAAGUAGCAACUGUCCAGGAGCUCUGGUUGGGCCCCAUGAUACCCUCCCCAGUCCAUGCAUGAUACGCAUGGGCUUUGUUGUUGUUUAUCUGUAACAACCACACUCCCUACAUUUGAAACCUGUUAAAUAUCACACCCCAUUGUUCAUAUGCUUCUAAGGCCACACCCACCUAUAUUAAAACCUACAGAAUUUUUGUUUAUGAAAUAGGUGCAAUCUCAUAAAAUGGAAAAAAUUAAAACCUGGUUUGGGCUUUUCAGAGAAAGGGGAGGGCUAGAGGUAGUGUUUAUGAGAAAAGGGUGACCACUGUGGAGUCCCUCCCCUGGGGGCGGAGGGGCCAUCAUGGUCAGAGCACAGGAGGGUGUGAGAGCACUUCAGGGAUGUUUCUAGGAUCAGCUGAGAGGCCAAAUUCAAAAGAACAUACCUGUUGCACCCAGUGCCCUUCUGACCAGAGGCAAGGAAUGCAGACUCCGGCACCUGACACCCGGGGACCUGGACAUCGCACGGUUUCCCUUGUCGGCCAGGGAAGGCUUCAGAAGGAAGGAAGUGUGGACUGGGUGCGGCAGGGCUCCAUCUUCUCAGGUGUAUAUUCUCCCAAUGAUUUCUCCCAUGAAAUUUUGAGGAUAAUGAUGAAUGUAAAUACUGUUUUUGAAAAAUAAAAAAUAUG